AUUCGCUGUUUUUCUAAUAAUUGUGCAGAUAUGGACAGUGAAAUCACAAUUAGAAGUGAAACUUAAUGCAACUACUAAUUCCCUAAAUGAAAACAAAAGCAAGCCUGUGAAUUAUGAGGAUGUAAUAUCAAAUUUGGAAGAGCAAUUAUCGCAAUGUCGAGCACAGAAUGAAACUCAAACAGAAUCUCCACUAUCAACUAUAUUAAGUGGGAUACAACAACUCAAGUCGAAGAACUGUGACAACGAUUUGAAAUUAAAGGAACAAGAUCAGAUCAUCGCAUCUCAAAAAUCUCAGAUAGAAGACAAAGCAAAACUCCUGGAUAAUGAAAUAAACGAAACUAUUAAAUCUAAACAGGAAGUUUCCGAUUACAUUGAGCAAAUAAAGAUAUUGCAAUCAAUUAUAACAUCUUUCAAUACAUCAAUUAAUCAACACAAUGCGACAAAAUUCAACUUGACAUUGGAGCACAAACGUGUAAGUCAUGUUCAAUACAACGAACUAACUGAGCUGAGAAAUGAAAUAAAUCAAAUUAAAUUAAAUUACACAAAUUGUAUGGAACAGAUUGAUGAUGAUUUCAAGAAAUGUGAGAGUGACAAAGAAGAAUUGCAAGAUAAAGUGCGAAGCAGCUUGUCAAAUUUAAAUGGUCGACGUGGGUCAUACGAAGGCGAUAUAGAGCGUGCAGAAGUUAGACUUAAAGAAUGCAAAGCUUUGAAUGCUGAAAUUACGAUAAAACUCAACUCCAAGGAAAAUAAAUUAAAUGAAUGCUUUAUAAAGACGAAGCAGUUACCAACUGUCCCUCCGCAACUUUCAAGUUCUUGUUUAAAUUUAACUGCUGGAGUUCAUGAGAUACAAAUUGAAAAUGGAAAACAUUUCAAUGUGGCUUGUGAUGGUGAUGGCUGGUUGAUCAUUCAGCAACGAUUUAAUGGAAGUCAAGACUUUAAUAAGACCUGGAAGGAAUACACGGAUGGAUUUGGCGAUUUGCAAAGCGAAUUUUUCAUUGGAUUGGAAAAUCUUCAUCUUAUUACAAGCUUGAAACGAUUCGAGUUACACAUUGGUGUAACAUUUGAGUGGGGUAAACGUUUCGCACAUUAUGAUAACUUUAGAAUUACAGGUGCAGAAUCUUUGUACGAAUUGGAAGAAAUCGGCCACUACGAAGGCGAUGAAUUCAAUGCUUUAGCUGAGAUUCUUAAAACAAAAUUUACAACAUUUGAUCUAAAUAAUAUUGCACAUUCCGUUGAAAAUUGCGCUGAAGAUGGCAUGGGAGGCUGGUGGUAUUCGAAAUACUGUGGUAAUAGUAAUCUAAAUGCGCGCUACGAGGGCGAAAUACGCUGGUAUUUACCUAAAGUAAAGUCAACAAUCAUGAAGAUUCGUCCCAACUCGGAUGGAAAUUAAAUACUUUACUUGUUUAACGUGCAUUUUUAUUCAUUCUAUAUUACUUGCAAUGU
Molecule: messenger RNA, 1443 nt
Organism: Drosophila albomicans
Lineage: Eukaryota; Metazoa; Arthropoda; Insecta; Diptera; Drosophilidae
Product: fibrinogen-like protein 1
Exons: 5
Coding region: 551-1390 (279 amino acids)
Source: RefSeq, a predicted model, not a curated record